CCAUACCGUAGAAUUGAUACAAACUGUCGACAACAUAUGUGGUUUCUAGAUACCUGUGAUAAUGUUUGUAGUUCAUUUAUCCAAAACUGUGAUUCUGUAGCUAGCAAACAUCUAUUAUUAAGCAGAGAUGGAAGCGACUGAAAAAAAUUAUGCAUGUAACAGUAGCGACUUUAAAAGAAGCGAGUUAUCGGACACAGAACUCGAGAUUGUGGGGCAACCCUACUCCAUAUCGGUGCUCAAAGUUGGCUAUUGUCUUUCCGAACAGGACGGUUCUUUCCGAGCAGACGGGACUAUCUCUCUCCUAACGGGACCUAGAACUAUUCUAGUAGACACCGGAGGACCGUGGGACCGGGACUUUCUAGUGAAACGGCUGAAGGAUAAGCGACUAGACCCGGGUGAUGUCAGUUUGGUGGUGGGGACACAUGGCCACUCCGACCAUGUUGGUAAUCUGGGGCUGUUUCCAGGGGCAACGAUAGUUGUGGGGUGUGACAUCAGUGAGGGGGAUAGGUACCUUCCUAACCAGCUAGCUGAGGGGCAACCAUAUCCUAUUGAUGAACAUGUGUCAAUAGUACCCACUCCGGGCCACACAGGGCGCGAUGUGAGCCUUCUUGUGAAGGGAACCACAAUGGGCACGGUGCUUGUUGCCGGAGACCUAUUUGAGAGUUGCACUGAUGACGACAGUUGGAGGGAGCUGAGUGAGAACCCUGCAGUUCAGGAGGUCAACCGACAGAAGGCGCUACGCACCUCUGAUGUCAUCAUCCCGGGACACGGGUUGCCGUUCAGGGUCCACAGGGAGGAGGCGCACGGACGCUCCGGGUAGAAACUGCCCUGUUAGGCCCUUAGGCACUGAUCAGGUUUAGCCUUCCUCUCUCUAACCUUAGCAAUGUGGGGGAAGAAGUGCAAAACCUUAGAUCAGUGGUUAGGAGUAACCACUGAUGUGUACGGUGCAUUCUGAAAGUAUUCAGACCCCUUCCCUUUUUCCACAUUUUGUUACGUUACAGCCUUAUUCUAAAAUUUAUU
This is a messenger RNA of Coregonus clupeaformis (lake whitefish), 1020 nucleotides long. It is a transcript of the gene mblac1, whose product is annotated as metallo-beta-lactamase domain containing 1. The coding region runs from base 128 to 820 and encodes 230 amino acids. NCBI's taxonomy places the organism in Eukaryota, Metazoa, Chordata, Actinopteri, Salmoniformes, Salmonidae. The record is from RefSeq and is a predicted model, not a curated record. The transcript is spliced from 2 exons.